UCAGAGCGAGAGGGAGAGAUGGGGGAUUCACCACCACCACCACCACCCACAAACUCAAACUUAUUGAUUCCGGAUUUUCCGAAUGACAUCUCUCUUCAGUGUAUAGCUAGAGUACCACACAUCCAUCACUCAAAUCUAUCACUAGUUUCAAAAUCAUGGAACUCACUUCUCCGAUCCCCUCAUUUCUUCGAUACUCGUUUCAAUCUCAAUUCUACUCAAACCCUUUUAUUCAUAAACGUCCGUAUUCACAAUUCAUCUUUCAAAUGGUAUUUUUUUGACCCAAAAAACCCCAAAUCCCUUUUCUCUGUUCCUUCAAUUCCAGUUCAAUCAAUUGGUUCAGCUUUUGUUGCACUAGGCCACAAAAUCUAUGUAAUUGGGGGGUCAAUUAAUGAUAUCCCAUCACCAAGUGUCUGGGUUUUUGAUUCUCGUUUGAAAAGAUGGGAACUUGGUCCAAGAAUGAGAGUGGGGAGAGAGUUCGCAGCUGCUGGGGUUGUGAAUGGGAGAAUUUAUGUUAUAGGUGGUUGUUUGAUUGAUUCAUGGUCUAAAUCAACUCACUGGGCUGAGGUUUUUGAUCCUGUUAUGGGAAAUUGGGAGGCGGUUUCGAGUCUGAUUGAUGUUAAGGAGAAAUGGAUGCAUGGGUGUGCUGUAAUUGGGGAUAAGGUGUAUGCAAUGGCGGAUAGAGGUGGAGUUGUCUAUGAUACGAAGGAAUUAUCUUGGGAUGUUGUGAAUACAGAGAUUGAUUUAGGGUGGAGAGGGAGAGCUACUGUUGUUGAUGAGAUUUUGUUUUGUUAUGAUUAUUUAGGGAAAAUUAGAGGAUUUGAUGAGAGUGUGGGGUGUUGGAGGGAACUGAAGGGUUUGGAUAGUGGGUUGCAUAAGUUCUUGUGUGGAGCUACAAUGGCUAAUGUUGGAGGGAAUUUGUGUGUUCUGUGGGAAAGAAAGGGUAUGGGGAAGGAAAUGGAGAUUUGGUGUGCUGAAAUUUCGAUCCGGAAAGGUGGUGGUGAGUUAUGGGGUUCCAUUGUUUGGUCACAAGUGAUUCUUGUGGUUCCGAACGGCUCUUCAGUUGUACAUUGCUUGGCUGUUGCAUUGUGAUAUCAGCACGUAACCUAAACAGGUAUGUUGUCGUUGUUGUACUCGUUUCCUUCAUUUGUUUUCCGGAUUAUGUUAUAUGUUGCUGAAUUGUAGCUGUACUUGUGGGUAUGAAUGUACUUGUAAUUAUGUAAUGUGUGUAUUAUCUGUUGGUGGUCAAAUUCAUUACUACAUGUACAUUAUUCAAACUUCAUUUUGAACAAAUUAGAACCGACUUAAUUCUGUGUU
Papaver somniferum (opium poppy) is the source of this 1314-nucleotide messenger RNA. RefSeq names its product F-box/kelch-repeat protein SKIP6-like. NCBI's taxonomy places the organism in Eukaryota, Viridiplantae, Streptophyta, Magnoliopsida, Ranunculales, Papaveraceae. Bases 19 to 1089 code for a protein of 356 amino acids. The record is from RefSeq and is a predicted model, not a curated record. The transcript has a single exon. Gene Ontology annotation, molecular function: protein binding.